GCGAGCAAGGCUGCCUCCGGGGCCACGGGGCUGCCACCUCUUGCUUUCCUGCCGGCCAUGGAGCGGCUGAUGUUGCCUCCCGGCGGCGCGGCGGCCGUGGACGAUUACCUGGAGUAUCGGAGAAUUGUUGGUGAGGAUGAUGGAGGGAAACUUUUUACUCCUGAAGAAUAUGAAGAAUACAAAAGAAAAGUUUUACCUAUGCGUUUACAGAACAGAUUAUAUGUGAGCUGGCAGUCACCAACUGGAAUGGAUUGUAAACUUGUUGGCCCAGAGACGCUGUGCUUUUGUACACAUAGGUAUAAACAACAUAAAACUGACUUUGAAACGAUUCCACAGCAGCGUCCCAUUGAUCUGCCUUGCCGAGUGACUGGCUGCCCCUGCAGGGCUUACCAUUAUGUGCCUUUGAAUGGUACCCAACCCAUUCGCUGCAGGUGCAAACACUUUGCUGAUCAGCACAGUGCUGCUCCUGGCUUUUUGUGCAACGCAUGUUCCAAGUGUUCAGGAUUCCAUAGCCCCUUCAGUUGUGCUUGUGGUCAGCCUGCAUAUACCCAUGACACAGUAGUGGAAACUAAGCAAGAAAGAUUGGCUCACGGAAAACCAGUGGGACAGGAUGUUCCUUAUGCAGCAAUGGGAGGAUUAACUGGCUUCAGCUCACUGGCAGAAGGCUACCUGCGAUUAGAUGACAGUGGGAUCGGUGCACCUUCAGUUGAAUUUUUAGACUCUCCAGUUACCACAAUGGACCACCCAUUUCUAAAAGCAUUUCAAGGACCAUCUAGUCCCUCUAUAGAAACACUAACAAAUGCAGGUACAAGUAGUCAAGUUUCUUCCUUAAGGAGACCCGAAGAGGAUGAUAUAGCUUUCUUUGAAAGACGAUACCAGGAAAGGGGAUCCUUGGACACUGGCUUGGGAUGCCCACUGGAACCCCUCUGUGUCAUACAUGUGUAGCCCAAAGAUGUGGGGGAGCUAAUGACCUUGGAGUCACCCUUGACUAAUGGGAAAUGGAAGCCAAUAGAUAAAUGCCACCCCUUUCUGUCUGCUGGGAAGGCAAUUCUGAGAUGGUAACAUAGGCUUCCUCAGAAAGUCCUGUGGGAUUGAUUAUUAGUUACGCAUAGCUGUGGGUUGCUCAAUAAUUCAUCCUCACGUUAGCUUUCUCUUUUUUUCUUUUCCACACCCUCUGGAUCCUUCAGACCACUUUCUAAA
Molecule: messenger RNA, 1200 nt
Organism: Cynocephalus volans (Philippine flying lemur)
Lineage: Eukaryota; Metazoa; Chordata; Mammalia; Dermoptera; Cynocephalidae
Gene: FAM221A
Product: family with sequence similarity 221 member A
Exons: 7
Coding region: 58-945 (295 amino acids)
Source: RefSeq, a predicted model, not a curated record